Messenger RNA from Volvox carteri f. nagariensis, 1209 nucleotides. RefSeq lists its product as uncharacterized. The transcript is spliced from 6 exons. Bases 31 to 1209 code for a protein of 392 amino acids. NCBI's taxonomy places the organism in Eukaryota, Viridiplantae, Chlorophyta, Chlorophyceae, Chlamydomonadales, Volvocaceae. The record is from RefSeq and is a predicted model, not a curated record. Gene Ontology annotation, molecular function: oxidoreductase activity, acting on the CH-OH group of donors, NAD or NADP as acceptor; NAD binding; NADP binding.
CACGAGUAGUGUAUUCCUUAAAUAGCAGGAAUGAGCCAGAUACUGGUGUCGUCAAGGCCUGCUUUAAAGCGCCUAUUUGCGACUGAAACGCAACGGCGUUGCUGUGCGCCUAUUUUUACGAAUGCGUGCACAGGAUUUGGAAGGAGAAACACUAUUUACUCCUCUAUUGUCUCUAGGGACCAGUUCAUAUGCGACCGGAGAUGCAAUGGAACGCUGAUGAAGGCAGCCCAGACGGCGCAGGUUGUCAGCACCGCAGCUGAUGCUGGUGUGGCUCAUGGCGUCUCUGUUGCAGUAAUUGGCGUCGGCCUCAUGGGCAACAAGAUUGCUCGUCGUCUGGCAUCCCAAGGCGCAAACGUGCGUGCAUGGAACCGCAGCGCAGAUAAGCUGUCCACCCUAUCGGAGGCUGGCAUCACCGUGUGCAACACCAUCGCCGAUGCUACCACAGCGGAUGUGCUGCUGCUGACGCUUUCCGACGCCGCCACAAUCCGUGAAACCAUUUUGAAUGACGCCGUGCGGCACCUGCUGGUCGGGAAAACGGUGUUGCAGAUGGGCACCAUCGGCCCUAAGGAAUCGUCCUCCCUGGCCUCCGAGGUGGUCUCCGCAGGGGGUGUCUACGUGGAGGCCCCCGUGCUGGGCAGCCAGCCGGAGGCGGAGAAGGGCACAUUGCUCAUCAUGGUGGGGGCGGACAGCGACCCGCGGGUCACUCCUGAGGGGCCCGUGUGGCCGCUGCUGUGCGCCCUGGGCCAGCAGCCCAACAUCCACUACAUCGGACAGGUCGGCACUGCGGCGGCUGUCAAACUGGCGCUCAACCAACUCAUAGCCUCGCUCACGGUCGGUUUCUCCACCUCCCUCGGUUUGGUUCAACGCAGCGGAGCGCCCGUGGACAAGUUCAUGAGCAUCUUGAGGGCCUCGGCGCUGUACGCCCCCACGUACGACAAGAAGCUGGGCAAGAUGCUGGACCGGGACUACGGAGCUGCCAACUUCCCGACAAAGCACCUGCUGAAGGACGUGCGGCUGUUCGAGAGCGAGGCGGCCGCUGCGGGACUGGACACCCGGCUGCUGGCGGCGCUCCGGGCGGUAACGCAGGCUACUGUGGAUCGAGGUCUCGACAACACGGACUACUCAGCCGUUUUCGAUGCGGUCGUGUAUCCGGACAUGAGGAGUACGGGGGGGGAAAGUGCCAAAGUGCAGCAACAACGGCAACAGUAG